UGGUCACUCCAAUUAACUCCAGUAGUCCCUUGCCGAAGAUGCCCUCCACAGCCAAGAGGGCAAAGAAUCCAAUCAUCGCCGCUCGGCUGUUGAGUCGCUCCGCAAAGUCCACGAAACCAGUCCUUGGGGGCGGCACUUCGGGUUGCUUUGGUGGCACAGUCACUCCAGUUGGAAGCUUUACCGCUUGUGUCCGCACUACCAGUGCGCGAGGUACGCGGUUUGUACUUCUGUUAGCGAUAGUUCCAGGGCGACCGGCGGUAGACAGCGAAGCCUUGAAGCAAAGCGAAGUCGCCAUGGAACGUCUGGUCAGGGAUAACCCACAACAAUACACCCAAUAUUAAAGAUUGAAACUUAGCGCUAUGCUUCAAGUAAGCAAACGUUGAAGUCAGAGAACUUAUCACUGUUGCCGCUGCUCAUCGCAUUGCCACACAAGUAGUAUCCGUACAACCGGAGUUGAGCUCGAUAGACGAACCUGGAAAUUUGUGUCCUAUACAAUGCAUGAAAGGCUAGGCGCGUUUACAGUUUUGGGAGGAAAUGAGUAGCAGGAAUGUGGGUGGCAAUGGGAAUGCCCCUGAAGAAGUUGGUGGACUCCCAAGUGCGCCGACUCUUGACCAAGUCUACGCUGCUAUAAUGUCACGUAAGAACAACGUACAAGAGCUUCCAGGUGCGUUGGACGCAGCAGCCUCGGAGGCAGCAGCUCGUUUCCAUUCCGGUCUGGGCGGCAGCCUGCGCACCAACACCCUCGAGCAAUUGCUGCUGCAAGGCCUGGCUCCGGGCGCGGACGAUUCCGCGCUCGGCGGCCCGCUAUCCGUCAUGCGGUCCAACACCAUGGAAGGCAUCCUGCGUGACGCCAUGUCGGGCGGGCGGGAGCUGCAGGACCUCAUGGGUGACUGGAACCAUCAACAGCAGCAACAACAGCGCCAGCAGCAGCUGCAGCAGCAGCUGUCGGGUUCAGAGAACAAGUUCGUGGAGGGGCUGCUGAGCGACAUGGAAGCCAUCGACGCGGCGCCCCCGGACGUGCACACCCUGCGCCGUACCUUCACCCUGGAGCGGCUGCUGUCGGGGGGCGAGUCGGAGUCGGCCGGCUCGCUGCUGCGGGCCGGCAGCCCCGCCCUGCCCAACCAGCUGCAGCAGCAGCACCAGCUGCUGCUACUGCAGCAGGCGCAACAGCAGCAGCAGCAGGCGCUGCUGCCACAGCGACAGCACAGCGGUGCAGCAGGCGCAGUAGCUGGUGGUGGUGGAGGGGAUGCUGCGGCGGGCGGGGGCGAUGGAGGAGCGGCGGCACAGGGGAUGCGGGCGAGUGGGGCACGCAGCACCGAAAGGCUGCAGCGUCAGGAGUCGCUCCACCGCCUGGCCGCCUCCUCCGGUCCCGGCCAGCUGCCACGACCCGGCAGCAGCGGCGGACCCAUGGGUCCACCGGCGACCCGUGGACCCCCUGCCGGCGGCUCCUUACUCCGCGCCGCCACAGGCUCCGGCCGUUACGGCGCCGCCGCCUCUGCUGCUAUUGCGGAGGAUGACGGUGCGGUGUCUCGUAGCCCCAAGCGACUCAAGCAACACCACCACCUUCCCGUGGCGGUCCAUUUGAAGUCCGAAGCGGCAGCAGGAGGCGGUGGUGGUGGUGGCGGCAUGGCUGCGGCUCCGCAGCGCUCCUGGUCUCAGAGCCUGCUGGACCUGGCGAAGGCUGCGGCGGCACUGGACGGCUGUGACCUGGAUGAGGUGGAGGGCGGUCAUGGUGCUGCUUCUGCUGCUGGCGGCAAGGAGGGAGAGGGGCGGGACAGGCAGCUGACCCAGCCGCAGCAACGGCGGGGAGCUGAGGUGGAGGGUGGUGCGGGGGAGCGGGGGCGGCGGAAGGAGGCGGUUGCGGAGAGGUUGGGGAAUGUGCCAGCGGACACACCCAUACCGCUGCCGCCGCAGUGCACUGCAGUCCCCUCAGCUGCUGCUGCUGCUGCAGGCGUGGAGUGCGGGCCGGCGGCUGGGGAACAGCAGCAGGGGGGCAGCCAAAACGAUGGGGGCGCGGAGCUCCCUGGCGGUGUCGGCGGCAAGCCCAGCAGUCCGCUCCCGGCCUCAGUCAGCCCUGCUGCUGCCGCCACUGCAGCAACCGGGGCGGCUGCAGGGGGGGCUGUUGCUGCUGCUGCGGCGGGUAUUGCUGGGGUUGCUGGAGCCAGCGGCGGCGGUGGCGAGGGCGGUGCAGGCGAGGAGGCGCCCGAGGGUGCUGCCGCCGCCGCCGCGGUGCAGCUGCUCCGGUCGCUGUCCGGACCGCUCCUGCUGAAGCCGCCUGCGGGGUCGCAGGGGGCGAUGGGAGGGGGAGCGGGGGAGGAGCGGGGACGGGCGCAAGCAGCACGAGGGGGAGCUGCGGGGGGUGGUGGGGAGGAGGCGGCAGUGGCGGCCUCAUCGCCGGACUGCAGCGAUUGGAAGCUGCUCCAGCAGCUGCGGUCCGAGGCCGCCCGCCUGUCCGCCUUCAACUCGGCGCUGCAGGAGCAGCAGGAGGCGGUGCUGCGGCAGGUGGAGGUGCUGCAGGCGCGCAACACGCGGAUGAAGCAGACGCUGCUGGAGGCCUGCCACGCCAAGGGCAUCCACGCGGACAUGGAGCUGCUGCACGUGAGCCUGCAGCACCACCGCGCGCAGCCGCUGCCGGAGGCCCAGGCGGCGCAGUUGGCGGCGGCGCUGCUGGGGCGGCACGGGGGCGACCUGGCGGCGACGGUGCAGCAGAUGCUGGCUCUGGCGUUGGGGCCGGGAGGGGGGGCGGGUGGGCUGGAGGGCGGGGGAGGGGUGGCGGCUGGGGGACUGGGGGAGCGGGUUGGGGAGGCGGGGCAGCAGGCUGGGUUAUGAGGUUCGGUUGGUGGUGAUGAGAAAGUGAUCGUGAUGUUGACAUAAUGUAUGUAUAUAUAGCGGUGUUACGAUGGGGGUGGUGAAAGGAAGGAAGGGCGCUUGGGAGAAGUGACAGGUCCGGGCUCUGCUGGGACUGCGGUCCUGGCAAAAAAGCUGCGUUGGCGUUGGUAGUUAUCCAGCUAGCCGUUGUACGGCAAGCGACUUGCAACGCGGGUUACGUAAGCCGAGAGCACAAGCAAUAGUGGGUUAUUGUUUUGCUUUAUUGUAUUCUGAGUUUCUCGUCAACUCGCCUUGCGUUUCGGUCGGAUAUUUGGCCUGAUUCCAGCUGAUUCCGUAAGAAAAAUGGACCCGGUGGUGGCCCUCCAGCGCUGGCUAGUCUUUGUAGCAUGUCUCAGAAUGCUUGCUGUCUUCAUUGGGAUCUUUGCUCCAAACAAGCUUAAGAGCCAGGUGUUUAACAGGCGGCCCGACCUAGUGAGCGGCCUCCUUGGGCGCCUCUUUGCAGCCUGGACCAUCAUGACCUGCGCGCUAUGCCUUGCAUGCGCCCGCGACCCAUCAAACCAGACAGUAUACGGCACCACCCUUUUCUCCUUUGCGGUUGCGCUCGCCUUCUUUCUCUCGGAGCUAUUUAUUUACAAGACCAUGACGAUACGUGGUGCAUUCAUGCCUUUUUUUAUUGCCUCCGUGUCGACAACUUGGCUCGCCGCUGGCUGGAACUUCUACACUGUCGCGCCUUGAGGUCGAGCAAUUCCGUGAUGAACUAUCGGUUUAUUCUCAUUGUAACGUGCAAAGUAAGA
Astrephomene gubernaculifera is the source of this 3623-nucleotide messenger RNA. Lineage: Eukaryota; Viridiplantae; Chlorophyta; Chlorophyceae; Chlamydomonadales; Astrephomenaceae. The record is from the annotation of a GenBank genome assembly.